ACACAGAGGCGACCUGAGCACAUUUUACGCGUCAGUCUCCAAAAAAAAAGGUGAACUCGUGCGCACGGCGCUGUUGUUUCCGUCCCAGACCGGGACUAGGGGGGGAAGACGUGACUUUGCUAUACAGAUCGUGUGUUUUUCUCAGAACUACACCAGCAGAACAGUUUUGCCUGACUGUUUCAGGUGACAUGUAUUUGGAUCUUUGGAUUUUGACUUCCUUUGGAAAGUUUUAAGCCCCGGGAUCACCACGGAUCGCUCUUUCCCUCUCUGUCUCAUGUCUGUGCUGAUUUUGUCCUCCUUUAACGUGCACUAUGACGCCCGGAGCGGAGAAAAGACUCGAGUCUCAGCUGAAAAUGUUGGAGUCCAUGAUCAGUGACCAGCGAUCAGACCUCAAUUUGGCGAGUUUGUUGGAUUCUAUAAAUGCAUUGGCCCUUGACCUGAAUCACUCUGCGCUGAGGAAGAACAAAAACAUUGAUGCCUUCCUAAACAGAUAUGAAAAGGCUGUAAACCGUCUGAGGGAACUGCAGGUACGGCCGGAUGAUUUCGACCGUAUCAAAUUAAUCGGCAAAGGAGCCUAUGGAGCGGUGCAAUUGGUGCGGCACAAGAUCUCUAAGAAAGUGUAUGCUAUGAAGAAGCUCAGCAAGUUUGAGAUGAUCAAGCGCUCAGACUCUGCCUUCUUCUGGGAGGAGCGGGACAUCAUGGCCUUCUCAAACAGCCCCUGGAUAGUGCAGCUGUGCUGUGCCUUUCAAGACGAGCGCCACCUCUACUUGGUGAUGGAGUUCAUGGCAGGUGGAGAUUUAGUAACUCUUACCAUGAAUUACGACAUGCCUGAGGAAUGGACACGCUUCUACACAGCUGAGGUGGUGCUGGCACUGGAUGCCAUUCAUUCCAUGGGCUUCAUCCACAGAGACAUCAAACCUGAAAACAUGCUGCUGGACCACAGUGGCCAUCUUAAACUUGCCGAUUUCGGUACAUGCAUGAAGAUGGACAAGUCUGGGAUGGUUCGAUGCGACACAGCUGUUGGAACUCCAGAUUAUAUUUCUCCAGAGGUUCUGAUGUCACAAGGUGGAACUGGUCAUUACGGACGAGAGUGUGAUUGGUGGUCUGUGGGGGUGUUUCUUUAUGAGCUGAUGAUAGGUGAAACACCAUUUUAUGCUGAGUCACUAGUGGGAACUUAUGGCAAGAUCAUGGAUCACAGAAACAGUCUGAACUUUCCAGAUGACAUGGAAAUGUCUAAAGAGGCCAAAGACCUUAUCUGUGCCUUUUUGACUGACAGGGAGGUGAGGCUUGGCCGGACAGGAGUGGAGGAAAUCAAACGUCAUCCCUUCUUCAAGAACGACCAAUGGACCUUCGACACCAUACGAGAUACCAUGGCUCCAGUGGUGCCUGAGUUGAGAAGUGACAUCGACACAAGCAAUUUUGAUGAUAUCGAGGAUGAUAAAGGGGACGUGGAGACUUUCCCACCUCCUCGUGCCUUUGUAGGCAACCAGCUGCCUUUUGUUGGAUUUACCUACUACAGGGAGGACCAGUUGAUGAGAAAGAAAGAAAAAGUUGGAGACGAGUCUGACGUCUGUAUUGACGAUUUAUUAGAAAAAGACGACUAUUCGGAGAGAUCUGAGACUGACGACGUGCAAAGGAAACUGAUUAAGAUAGAAGAGAAGUACAAGCAUGAGAAGCAAGCUAAGGAUGAUCUGGAAAGCAAAUGCAGAAAUGCAAACGAGCGACUAGAUAAACUGUCCAAGGAUCUUGAGGAGGAGAUGAAUGCGAGGCACAGAGCAGAGGAUUCUCUGAGGAAACUGGAGAGAGAGAAGGCCCUGCUGCAGCACCAGAACACAGAGAGCCUGAGGAAGGCUGAACUGGAAGUGGAGCGAAAACGCAGCUUAGAAAAUGAAGUGAGCAGCUUGAAGGAGCAGCUGGCUGAACUGAAGAAGAAGAGCGUUAACUCACAAAUUUCCAAUGAGAAAAAUAUCCAUCUAGAGAGACAGCUGGAGGAAGUGAACGCAAAGCUGCAGGCCGAGGUGGAGGAGUCAGGCCGGGUGAAAAAAGCUCAGGCCGAGGCAGCGAGACAAGCACAGCAGCUGGAGAUUUUACUCAGGGAGCUGCAGGAGCGACUGGCCCAGCUGGAGAGCAGCCGCCUCGGCCUGGAGCAGCACAACCUCAGCCUUCAGAGUGCACUAGAGACUGAGAAGAGGGAGCACAGUCUCAGCUCCGAGACCAUCACAGACCUGCAAGUUCGUGUCUCGGGGCUGGAGGAAGAGCUGAAGCAAGCGAAGAACUUGCUUUCUAAGGCUGAAGGAGAGAAGAGACAGCUACAGGAGGAACUGACUGAUUUGGAGAAGGUAAGGAGUCAGCAAGAGAUCGACCUUACCUUCAAACUCAAAUCUGUUCAGCAGCGAUUAGAGCAAGAGGUAGAGGAGCACAAUGCCGCCAAAACCCGACUUGCUGACCACAGCAAACUCAACCAGUCUAUCGAAGAGGCCAAGUCUGAAGUGCUGAGAGACAUGGAGCGUAAGCUACAGGACGAGCGCUCGGCUAAACAGCAGCUGGAGAGUAAGCUGAUGCAGAUGGAGAAACAUCACUCGGCCCUGGACUGUGAUUAUAAGCAGGCACAGCAUGAGCUCCACGAGCUGCUCUCACACAAGAACAAGCUUACAGAGGAGGUGGAUUUGCUGACUGUGAGAGUGGAGCAGGAAACGCAGCGGCGGAAUCUGUCCCAAGCUGAUCUGAAGGCUCAGAAGCAGGAAGUCAGUAUGUUACGCAUCUCUGAGAAACAACUCAAACAAGAACUCAACCACCUGCUGGAGCUCAAACUCAGCAUUGAGAAACAGAACCAGGAGCUACGCAGGGAGAGAGAAAUAGCUGACACUCAUCUGAAUGAGUUAAAGGAGCAGCUGGAGGCAGAACAGUAUUUCGCAAAACUAUACAAGACUCAGAUCCUAGAGCUGAAAGAAGACCGUGAUGAAAAGACUAAACUCUACCAGGACGCUCAGCGGAGACUAGAAGACCUUCAGGAGGAGAGAGAUUCUCUGGCCGCACAGCUGGAGGCGAGCCUGACGAAGGCCGACUCGGAGCAGCUGGCACGCUCCAUUGCUGAGGAGCAGUACUCAGACCUGGAGAAAGAGAAGAUCAUGAAAGAGCUGGAGAUCAAAGACAUGAUGGCCAGACACCAGCAGGAGCUCAGUGAAAAGGAUAACACUAUCAGUUCGCUCGAGGAGUCUAACCGCACUCUGACCGUGGACGUAGCCAACCUGGCCAGUGAGAAAGAGGAACUCAAUAACCAACUCAAAGACCUUCAACAGCAGCUGGAAAAAGCCAAAGAGGAAGAGAAGCAGGUUGACACCAUGAAACUGUCCUUUGAGAAGCAACUUCAGACUGAGCGAACACUUAAGAUCCAGGCUGUUAACAAGCUAGCAGAGAUAAUGAACAGGAAGGAUUCAGUGCGUAGCGUUCUCCGUGUAGAUGACAGCACUCUGAGGAGGAAGGAGAAGGAAAACAGGAAGCUGCAGCUGGAACUGCGAUCUGAGAAAGAAAAGCUCAACAGUACCAUCAUCAAAUACCAGAAAGAGAUCACUGAGAUGCAGGCUACCAUAACAGAGGAGUCGCAGACACGUCUGGACCUGCAGAUGGCUUUGCACAGCAAGGACAGUGAUAUUGAGCGUCUGCGGAGUCAGUUAACUUCACUUAGCAUCCAUUCUUUAGACACAACUAGCGUCAGCAGUAUGAGCAACGAGCCAGACACUGAUGAGCCUUACCCAGAUGCUAGUCUGGAGGGCUGGUUGUCUCUUCCAAGCAAGAACACCAAGAGGUUUGGAUGGGAUAAAAAGUUUGUGGUGAUGAGCAGCAAGAAGAUCCUGUUCUAUGACUCAGGGGAAGACCGCGAUCUGGCCAAACCGUUCAUGAUCCUGGACAUCGACAAACUCUUCCAUGUCCGACCUGUGACUCAAACAGAUGUAUAUCGUGCAGAUGUUAAAGAAAUCCCUCGCAUUUUCCAGAUCCUGUAUGCCAACGAGGGUGAGAGUAAGAAUCAGGAAGCAGCCGUGGAGCUUUCAGCGACUGAGAGGACAGCCUACAUCUCUUACAAAGGCCAUGAGCUUGUGCCCACACUCUACCACUUCCCCUCCAACUGUGAGGCAUGUGCACGUCCCCUCUGGAACGUCUUUAAGCCCCCUCUAGCUGUGGAGUGCCGUCGCUGCCACGUCAAAUGCCACAAAGACCACCUAGACCUCAAGGAGGAAGUGCUUGCACCCUGCAAAGUGAACUAUGGAACGGCCAAAGAGUUGCUGCUGUUGGCUAGCUCUUCAACUGAGCAGCAGAAAUGGAUCAAUCGUCUUCUUAAGAGAAUCCCACGCAAACCCUCUACUCAGAGUGUUGCAGCACCUCAAGAGCCUUCCUUAAUAACAUUACCCUCACCGCUUUCCUCACCCCGUCUCUCGCCACGAAACUCACCCAAACUCACCACCAGAGGAGCCAUGAGAGUGCAUAGCAAAGGCCCUCCACCCUCCAGCAAGCCCAGCUAACCCUGAUGGAUCCCGGACUGGACUCAGCGUCACGUAGCAGGCACUGCAGUACAACAGACAAUGCAGAAAACAAAGGAAGUGUCAUGAUGACACGUAGUCACAUGGCUAAUCAACACUCUGCUGAAGUUGUUCCUUUAUAUUCAACUUUUACAACAAUAAUAGUGUGAAAGUGUUUCAAAGUAUUAAGACAUGAUGUGUUUUGUUAUGCAGUGUGGCUGUGUGUGAAUGUGCGUGUGAGUGUGUGUGUGUGUGUGUGUGUGUGUGUGUGUGUGUGUGUGUGUUUAGUCAUUUGUAUAUUCUGUCUCUAAAGAAAACGCUCAUGAGGGUUCGUUAGAUACUUUUACAGUCUAAACGUGAUUUGAUGCCUCAGAUAUAGAACAUGGUAUAUAUUGAAAAAACAAACAAAAAAAAACAGCCAUAGCCCGAUAUAGUAAAAUGCACAGAUUUGCUUUAUGCAUCGUCAGUUCAUGACUGGAACCAUGUACAAAGCCAAAUAUGCCAUUCUGAAUAUGCAAUCCAAAUGAUAUUCUUUACCCGUGAUGUAUGUAGUAGAGUAACGACAACAACAAAAUUCCACUUGACUAAAUAUUUAAGCAGGAGACAGAAUUUAAUAGAGAAAAAUAAAUGCUGGAAUUAUGA
Messenger RNA from Tachysurus vachellii, 5156 nucleotides. Its product is annotated as rho-associated protein kinase 2-like. Gene Ontology annotation, cellular component: cytoplasm; centrosome; cytoskeleton. The coding region runs from base 312 to 4517 and encodes 1401 amino acids. The record is from RefSeq and is a predicted model, not a curated record. Gene Ontology annotation, biological process: Rho protein signal transduction; actomyosin structure organization; regulation of cell junction assembly. Gene Ontology annotation, molecular function: small GTPase binding; ATP binding; Rho-dependent protein serine/threonine kinase activity. NCBI's taxonomy places the organism in Eukaryota, Metazoa, Chordata, Actinopteri, Siluriformes, Bagridae. The transcript has 32 exons.